Anisakis simplex (herring worm) is the source of this 570-nucleotide messenger RNA. Lineage: Eukaryota; Metazoa; Nematoda; Chromadorea; Rhabditida; Anisakidae. The record is from the annotation of a GenBank genome assembly.
AUGCAGGUGUAUGAAAUAUUUUUCAAAAAUCUGAAUUUACGAGGUUUCGAAGGUAUUCCGAGUCCGAACCUUGAGUCAGCAAGAUGUGGUGUAGACGCCGAUACGCUCUCGCUUCUGCCACAUACGGAGGAGGAGGAAGUUUCCGAGAAUGACGAGAAUAAGGUGAACAACGAUGAAAAGUACGCCUUUGACGGUAAAUCAAAUGCGGUCAUCGUGCCGCCAGAGACCAUCAAAGGGCUUAUCCCAUCCAAAUUCACGUUGUCGUUCUCGAUGAAACACGCCAAAGGAACGAAAGACGAGCAGAACAAUAAGCAGAGUAUUUUGUGCGAAAGUGAUGAUCACAAGAUGAAUCGUCAUCAUUUCUCGGUCUACGUGCGACACUGCAAGUUGGAGAUGUUGAUGCGUCGUGAGAGUCAGGCUGAAGCUGCAUUCCGUGCAGCUGAAUGGCGUUGGAGCAUUCCGGAAGUAUGCGAUGACAGAUGGCAUACGUUCUCGAUUCUGUUCGCUUCUGUUGAUCAGGUACGUGCCAAUCUCGUAGCCUGUAUAAAUUCGUCCUUAAAACGUCCUUAA